Molecule: messenger RNA, 1282 nt
Organism: Cariama cristata (Red-legged seriema)
Lineage: Eukaryota; Metazoa; Chordata; Aves; Cariamiformes; Cariamidae
Gene: TXNDC12
Product: thioredoxin domain containing 12 (endoplasmic reticulum)
Exons: 5
Coding region: 10-357 (115 amino acids)
Cellular component (GO): endoplasmic reticulum
Source: RefSeq, a predicted model, not a curated record
UUGCCUCUUAUGGUUAUCAUCCACAAGUCUUGGUGUGGGGCUUGCAAAGCUUUAAAGCCAAAGUUUGCUGAAUCCAAGGAGAUCUCUGAACUUGCCCAUAAUUUUGUUAUGGUCAACCUUGAGGAUGAUGAAGAGCCAAAGGAUGAAGCCUUUAGUCCUGAUGGAGGUUACAUUCCCAGAAUCCUUUUCAUGGACCCCAGUGGAAAAGUCCACCCAGAAAUCAUAAAUGAGAAAGGAAACCCCAGCUACAAGUAUUUCUAUACCAAUGCUGAUCAAGUUGUCCAAGGGAUGAAGGAGGCCCAGGAGAAGCUAACAGGUGAUGCUUUCAAACAAAAGCACCUGGGAGAUGAACUCUAAUGAAUAUACUGAAUGACGCUUUUCCAUCACUUCAAAACUCUAAAAGGAAAUGAUUAAACAGACCAAGAAUGUAGAUGCACUGAAGGGACAUAAUUCUGCUGUCAAUAAUGUUAGGUUAAACCCUGUUUGGAGUUCACACACAUGCAUCACUUACAGUGUUAUCUCCUCCUCUGCCUGGCAGUUUGUACUGUAAUGGUUAUUUGCAACUAGGUAACGUGCAAACACAUCACUUUGUGUGUUUGAGCAACCACUAAUAUUUGGUGUUAAAAGGGAGGGAUGUAGGGCAAAACAUUUGAGGACAAACAGUGUGAUUGGAAUAACUAGAAGUAGCGAAUAUUUUGAUGCUUAAUCAGGGUUGGAUCCCUCUUUUCUCACUGGUAUUAUGUGAUCCCAUUGUUUUUACUGGGGAUUCCUAUGAACAGGGCAUGUUCCUGGGCCAGGUGUUUUCUAGACAUCCCAAACCAUGAAUUCUGCCACUAAGCCAAGUAGAAUAAAUUUCAUGAAUGUCCAAGUAGCAUGUGAAAUUAGUAGCUCUGCAAACAUAUUUUUGUGUAAAACUGUGUGUGAUUCAUCUUUAUUUGCCUUUGGGCAGAAAUUAACUUUUUCCUUGUGCACUCACCUUUGGAUUGUUUUAUCAAGUGAGGGUGGGUUAUGUUGAAGCUUUACAGGGAUUCCCCUUUUAUUCUUUGAAUGUUUUUUGGCGAAUGCCUUGCCAUCACAUUGUACUGUAUUUUUGUACCAGAGUGAAAAAUAAAACCUUUUUAAACAUAAGCAUGCAGACAGUGUUUUGUGGUAAAGGGCAGAGCUUUCCAUUCUUAAGGAUGGGGGAAUGUAUUUCUGUCUAUAUUGCAGUGGUUGUUGAUGUUGAAUGUCAAAGCUGAAGAAGGUUUCUCCUUUUUAUAAUUAAAAGACAACGGUUGUUUUU